Penicillium odoratum is the source of this 285-nucleotide messenger RNA. RefSeq names its product mitochondrial 37S ribosomal protein uS19m. Lineage: Eukaryota; Fungi; Ascomycota; Eurotiomycetes; Eurotiales; Aspergillaceae. Gene Ontology annotation, biological process: translation; ribosomal small subunit assembly. The record is from RefSeq and is a predicted model, not a curated record. Gene Ontology annotation, cellular component: cytosolic small ribosomal subunit; ribosome. The transcript has 4 exons. The coding region runs from base 1 to 285 and encodes 94 amino acids. Gene Ontology annotation, molecular function: structural constituent of ribosome; RNA binding.
AUGUUUCCCACACGAGCCCUGCUGGGCCGGUCGGUCUGGAAAGGCCCGAACAUCGUCCCUCUCCCCCUCCCGCGAGUCCUUCCUCCUCCCCCGAACACUCCCCCGAUCCGCACGACAAAGCGUAGCGCAACUAUCCUGCCCAACUUUGUCGGCUUGCGCUUUGCGGUACAUAACGGCAAGACCUACCAGGAAAUUUCAAUCACCGAAGAGAUGGUCGGACGGAAGCUUGGUGAAUAUGUUGCGACCCGCAAGCGCUUCACCUACAAGCAGUCUAAGAACAAAUAG